AUGAAGAACGUGUGCCGGUUUUGUAUGGACGAGACAGCCACUCUGGUGAAUAUCUUCACCGAUGUCCGCGAUCCGACUCUCGACAAGCCGGAGAUGAACCUCUCAGACAUUCUGGUCCAGUGCACCAAUCGCCCAGUGGAACGCGGGGACCUCCUGCCGCAGUUCAUCUGCCUGUCCUGCGUCCUGGCCGCCCAAAACGCCUUUCGGUUCAAGUGGAUGAGCGAGCGGAGCUACCAGCACUACUGCCAAGUCCUCAAACAGCCAUUCCCGGCGGAAAACAUGAUGGAAAGUGGUCCUCAUCAGGAGCAAAAACUGGGAGCGCAGCUUCGAACGAACUCUUAUAAGUAUCAGGACCUCCAUCAGAAGCCGAUCCAAGGAGAUCGGCGUAAUCAUCAAGAGCAGAAACUGGAAACGCAGACUGAUCAGAACCAAGCAGAUGUUCCAGCCGAAUUUAAUUCAAUUCCAGAUCUUCGCAAGAGGCCUAUUGCAGGGAGGGCCAAAAUGAUGCAGCGACGAGUGCGUUCCGAUGCCAAUGGCAACUACAAGUGCCCGCACUGCCCCAAGAUGUUCUCCUCUCAAACUCAGUUGAGGGCUCAUAUCAGUAAGAUGUGCCACAGGUGCCCCUACUGCCCAAGGUCGUGCACUAACAAGUACAACCUGCGGCGACAUCUGCUGACCCACAUAAGCAAGCCAACGCACAAGUGCCCUCACUGCCCAAAGGCCUUCGUGCGGAAGGAUUACCUCAAGAGACACCUUCGCAGCCACGACAACGAUGGUCCGCUCUCCUGCAGCGAGUGCUCGGCCGUGUUCAGCGAGGGCCUCCAGCUGAUACUUCAUCGGAGGGAGCACCUACCGGAGCACUUACUGGGAUCGUUCGAAUCCGAUUCCACAAAGGACCUCGACCUCGACUCGGAGGUGAGCGAUCAGGAGGAGGAUAUGAAACCGCAGGUCAAUGGCAGGUCAAAGGGUCAAUCUUUGCCUAAAACAACGGGCGAUACGUUUUUCGACAAAGAGAAUUUGAGUAUUCAUAAUGUGCUUGGACCCAAGCUGCUGCGCAAGUGGAAUUUUCUAAAACCAGAUGUUUCUUUUCAAAGUACGACAAGCGAAGAAGCUGACCCUAAAAAUAACGAUAUGAACUUUCCAACCAACAGCAAACCGAAGUGCCAUGUUUGCUUCAAGGACUUUUUUAGUAAUUCCAACCUGAGGCGACAUAUGCUCAUCCACAAUCGAGGUUUGGACCCAGUAAAAUGCUCUUACUGUAGCAAGGAAUUCCGCACAGAGGCUCAUCUCAAGAGGCAUGAACGUGGUCACUCGGGAGAUCUGUUUCGCUGCGAGUUCUGCUGUUUGGUGUUCGUGGAUGUGGAAUAUUUGCGAAAGCACAAAAAACGUAUUCACAGCAACACCUUGGCAUCAAUCCAAGGGAAGAUAAUGUCCAAGAGGAUGGCCAUCCCGGCGACCAUAUAACUAGCAGAACACUUUUUAUACCCACUGUUAUAAUAUCCAAUUUCUUUGCUGACUGAAAACCUAAUCAUUUGUUAUUCGGUACUAAAA
Molecule: messenger RNA, 1551 nt
Organism: Drosophila elegans
Lineage: Eukaryota; Metazoa; Arthropoda; Insecta; Diptera; Drosophilidae
Exons: 4
Coding region: 1-1464 (487 amino acids)
Cellular component (GO): nucleus
Molecular function (GO): zinc ion binding
Source: RefSeq, a predicted model, not a curated record